AUGCCUGAGAGUGCUGCACGGCCGAUGAUCGAGGAGGAAGCAGAGACCUUCGCCUUCCAGGCUGGAGCGGACAUUUCUAUGAUCGGUCAGUUUGGAGUGGGUUUCUAUUCCGCCUACCUAGUGGCCGAGAAAGUCACGGUGAUCACCAAACACAACGAUGACGAGCAGUACAUCUGGGAGUCUGCAGCUGGUGGUUCCUUCACAGUGAAGCCAGACUACGGCCCAUCCAUUGGACGUGGCACCAAAGCCAUUCUCCACCUUAAAGAAGAUCAGUCUGAAUAUGUUGAGGAGAAGCGCAUCAAGGAAGUCGUGAAGAAACACUCUCAGUUCAUCGGUUACCCCAUUACGCUCUUCGUUGAGAAACAGAGAGAGAAAGAGGUUGAUCUUGAAGAAGGAGAAAAGGAGGAGGAGGUGGCGGCCGGCGAUGAGAAAGACAAACCCAAGAUCGAGGACUUGGGCGCCGAUGAAGAUGAAGACACCAAAGAUGGUCAGAACAAGAGGAAGAAGAAGGUCAAGGAAAAGUACAUCGAUGCUCAAGAACUGAACAAGACCAAGCCCAUUUGGACCCGUAACCCUGAUGACAUCACCAACGAGGAGUACGGCGAGUUCUACAAGAGUCUGAGCAACGACUGGGAGGAUCACCUGGCUGUUAAGCACUUCUCAGUUGAGGGCCAAUUGGAGUUCCGCGCUCUAUUGUUUGUACCCAGAAGAGCCUCUUUUGACCUUUUCGAGAACAAGAAGAAGAGAAACAACAUUAAAUUAUACGUACGCAGGGUCUUCAUCAUGGACAACUGCGAGGAGCUCAUUCCAGAAUAUCUCAACUUCAUUAAGGGUGUUGUGGACUCGGAGGAUCUGCCGCUGAACAUCUCCAGAGAGAUGCUUCAGCAGAGCAAGAUCCUGAAAGUCAUCCGCAAGAACCUGGUCAAGAAGUGUUUGGAGCUCUUCACCGAGCUCUCCGAGGACAAAGACAACUACAAGAAAUACUACGAGCAGUUCUCCAAGAACAUCAAGCUGGGCAUCCAUGAAGACUCUCAGAACCGCAAAAAACUCUCAGAGCUGCUUCGCUAUUACACAUCAGCUUCCGGAGACGAGAUGGUGUCCCUCAAGGACUAUGUGUCUCGCAUGAAGGACAGCCAGAAGCACAUCUACUACAUCACUGGUGAGACCAAAGAUCAGGUGGCCAACUCUGCUUUCGUGGAGCACCUGUGCAAAGCCGGUCUGGAGGUGAUCUACAUGAUCGAGCCCAUCGAUGAGUACUGCGUCCAGCAGCUGAAGGAAUACGAUGGCAAAAACCUGGUAUCAGUGACCAAGGAAGGUCUGGAGCUGCCCGAGGACGAGGAGGAGAAGAAGAAGCAGGAAGAUUUGAAAGCCAAAUAUGAGAACUUAUGCAAGAUCAUGAAAGACAUUCUCGACAAAAAGAUUGAGAAGGUCACCGUCUCAAACCGUCUGGUGGCUUCGCCUUGCUGCAUCGUCACAAGCACAUAUGGAUGGACGGCCAACAUGGAGAGGAUCAUGAAGUCUCAGGCCUUGAGGGACAACUCCACCAUGGGCUACAUGACCGCUAAAAAGCACCUAGAAAUCAACCCCGUCCAUCCCAUCGUCGAGACCCUCAGAGAGAAAGCAGAAACUGACAAGAACGACAAGGCCGUGAAAGACUUGGUGAUCCUGCUGUUUGAAACAGCGUUGCUCUCCUCUGGAUUCACGCUGGAAGACCCACAAACACAUGCCAACCGCAUCUACAGGAUGAUCAAACUUGGUCUUGGCAUUGAUGAUGAUAACUCUACCGUAGAAGACAUUACUCAACCCGCUGAAGAAGAUAUGCCAGUUCUGGAAGGUGAUGAAGACAGUUCUAGAAUGGAGGAAGUUGACUAAAGAGUUUAUAAAGAGUAAUAAUUGUUAAUGCAUUUAAUUUAUUGUUUUUGUAAAAACAAUCCAAAAGAGAUUGUUAACU
Messenger RNA from Sinocyclocheilus anshuiensis, 1951 nucleotides. RefSeq names its product heat shock protein HSP 90-alpha 1-like. Gene Ontology annotation, biological process: protein folding. Gene Ontology annotation, molecular function: ATP hydrolysis activity; ATP-dependent protein folding chaperone; ATP binding. Lineage: Eukaryota; Metazoa; Chordata; Actinopteri; Cypriniformes; Cyprinidae. The transcript is spliced from 10 exons. The coding region runs from base 1 to 1872 and encodes 623 amino acids. The record is from RefSeq and is a predicted model, not a curated record.